GCCCGGGCGCUGCUCCUCGGCGCGGCUGGCGCCGAGGCCGGGGCCGCGGGGGCCGCCGGGGCGGGGGCCGCGGCGGGCGGCGCGGGGGCGCGGUUGGAGGAGGCGGCGUUGUCCCCGGCGCCGCCGGCCGCGCCCGAGGAGGCCCCCGCGCUCGCGGAGCUGCGGCGGCGGUGCCUCUCGCCGGACUUGGGUGACGGCGGCCGGCCCUGCGUCGACUGCUGCAACGACGGGCGGGGCAAGAGCCCCUGCCUGGACGUGGGCGCCUGCGCGGCGGCGGCGCAGCCCGGCGGCAGGUACGGCUUGGUGUACGCGCAAGUCGGCAGGCCUGGCUGGCCCUGGCUCACGAACAUUGGCAGCCUGUCGAAGGCCGGGGCCAAGGUGGCCAUGGAGCUGGGGGUCAGGGUGGACCUCGUGCUCAUCAUUCCCUCCUGGGACGCCAGGGGGCUCAGUCCCGAGCACAGGGCCCACCUCGAGGCCUGGGAGGUGCAGGUCAAAGAGGUGGAGUGGACGCUCCCCCCGAGGCUGAAGUGGCACCCGAGGAACUGGUGGCCGGGCAAGCCAGACGGCUGGUGCGGCCCGCAGGAUUUGGUGCGGCUCCACGCGCUGGGCCUCGAGGGCUACGACGCCGUCGCCUUCUACGACCAGGACGUGGAGAUCCAGGGGGACCUGGGCCCUGUGCUUCUCUGCGCCUCCACGGGGAAGUUCCUGAGCACCAGCGGCGGGGCGGGCGAGCCGCUGAACGUCGGCUUCUUCGCGGUGCGCCCGCACCGCCGGCUGCAGCUGGCGGCGGAGCUGUGGGCGGAGAACCUGACUUUCAGCCACGUCGACGGCUGGGCCGGCAUCGGCUUCCUGCCCGCCGAGGACAAGUUCGUGGGCGCCGAGUGCGGCCAGGGCUACCUCCACACCCUCUUCUACAAGCAGGCGGCCCCCUCGGUGAGCCGCGCGCUGGCUGCCGCGGGCAUCGCGGGCGAGGGCGGGGAGGGCGCGGUCGCCGCGGCGCAGCUGGACCGGUGCGUCUGGAACUACCAGCACGGGCCCGACUGCCCGCCCAGGUUCAACUGCUCGCGCGUGGUCGCCCACCACAACCCAACUCCCCGCCGG
Prorocentrum cordatum is the source of this 1101-nucleotide messenger RNA. Lineage: Eukaryota; Dinophyceae; Prorocentrales; Prorocentraceae. The record is from the annotation of a GenBank genome assembly.